UCUCGUCUAAAGCAGUUCUGGAUAAGAAACAAACCUUCUAUACUGGUAGCCGUCUCCCAGUUUUUUGGAGCUUUGAUGAAUCUCAGUGCUCGACUGCUGGAGUUAGAUGGCGACGGUAUCCAUCCGGUGCAAGUCCUCCUCCUCCGACAAGGACUCACGGUCGUCUGCUGCUUCGUUUAUAUGUGGUGGAAGAAUAUUCCCGAUUUCCCAUUUGGAAAAAAAGAAAUUAGAGGGCUCUUGUUGAUUCGCGGCUUCUCGGGAUUCUUUGGCAUAUACGGCAUGUGGUACUCUAUGAUGUAUUUACCACUUGCUGAUGCCACGGUUAUUACCUUUCUCGCCCCUGGAGUUGCUGGCCUGUUAUGUUACUUUGCCUUGCAUGAACCCUUUACAAGACCGGAGCAAAUUGCCACGGCCGUGGCCCUUUUGGGAGUGGUCCUUAUUGCGCGACCGGUUUCUUUGUUCACGGCCCUCUCUCCAUCCGACGAACAGGUGGUAGACUCUCCCGAGCAAGUGGACGGAGCCUUCCCCAGCCUCGAGCAUGAACCAACAGCCGAGGAACGAUUAAUGGCCGUUGGCGUUGCGCUUCUCGGUGUGUUGGGAGCUGCAGGUGCAUUUACAUGCAUUCGUACGAUUGGAAAACGUGCUCAUCCCUUGAUCUCGGUCAACUUCUUUGGCAUGGCAUGUACCAUCAUCUGCGUCCUCGCACUGACACUGGCACCAACUCUGGACGUUAGCCAGCCUCACUUGAGGUGGAUCACACCAAAGUCAUGGAAGGGAUGGUUUCUCCUUUUAUGGAUAGCAGUGCCCGGCUUCAUAAUGCAGUAUCUUCUGACUUCGGGACUCGCAGCCGACACGUCCAACAGAGCAAAUGCCAUGAUAUAUACACACAUGCUGUUCGCAGUCAGCUUUGACCGAUGGAUUUUUGGCCACAGCAUGAGCAUGAUGAGCUUCGCUGGUUGUGCACUCAUCCUGGGCAGUGCCAUUACAGUCGUUUUGACAAAGAACCCGCCAGCUAGGACGGCCAAUGACAUCGAA
Molecule: messenger RNA, 1035 nt
Organism: Trichoderma virens Gv29-8
Lineage: Eukaryota; Fungi; Ascomycota; Sordariomycetes; Hypocreales; Hypocreaceae
Exons: 1
Cellular component (GO): membrane
Source: RefSeq, a predicted model, not a curated record